AUGCCGAAGGCGACGGAUCUGACGUUCACGAACAAGUUGCACCAGCUGUGGAGUGGGGACGCCCAGCUCGGGAUCGGGGAGGAGCCGCAUCCUGGACGGGAGAAGUACGAGCCUUCGAGAUUUGACCAAGGGUUCAUCGUGCACCACUACGCGGGCAAGGUCGAGUACCGCACGGACGGAUGGCUAGACAAGAACAAAGACCCGCUGAACGACAACCUCACGCGCGUCCUCGCCUCGUCCUCCGAACGCUACGUCGCCUCCCUCUUCUCUGACUUCCUCGUCGACGCCAACGGUCCUGGAGCGCAGAACGGUCUUCCCAAUAUGUUUACGAUGGGCAAGAAGAAGCGCACGCUGAAGAAGGGCGCGUUCCGGACGGUCGGACAGAGGCAUAAGGAGCAGCUCUCAUCCCUUAUGGCGCAGCUCUAUGCGACGCAGCCCCAUUUCGUGAGGUGCAUCGUCCCGAAUGGUAUGAAGAAACCGGGGAGGAUAGACGUCCCGCUCGUGCUCGACCAGCUCCGCUGUAACGGUGUCCUCGAAGGCAUCCGCAUCGCCCGUCUCGGCUACCCCAAUCGUCUCCCGUUCCCGGAAUUCAGACAGCGCUACGAGGUCCUCACGCCCGGGAUC
Stereum hirsutum FP-91666 SS1 is the source of this 624-nucleotide messenger RNA. RefSeq lists its product as uncharacterized. Gene Ontology annotation, biological process: actin filament organization; vesicle transport along actin filament. The annotation marks the transcript as partial. Gene Ontology annotation, molecular function: actin filament binding; microfilament motor activity; ATP binding. The record is from RefSeq and is a predicted model, not a curated record. Lineage: Eukaryota; Fungi; Basidiomycota; Agaricomycetes; Russulales; Stereaceae. Gene Ontology annotation, cellular component: vesicle; myosin complex; cytoplasm. The transcript has a single exon.